UUAAACUAUUUUUCCUCCAUGUUGUUACAGUAUUAUGGAUAUUCCACCAAGUUUUUGUUGCAUCAGGAUAAAAUUUGAUGAUACUACUACCUGUGUGCAUGAUCUAUUGUAUAAAGAAAACAAGACUCGGACAGAGGAUAUAAACAAACCUAAGAAUCGUACAUUGUUGGUAACAAAUGUGCCGCCAUAUUGUACUGAAGGAAAUUUACGAAGAUAUUUUUCUAAAUUUGGGGAAGUUGAAAAUGUAACAUUAGAAAGAAAACUUGGUAACGACGUGUCCGGAUUAGUUUCAAAGACAAUAUUGGACAAGCCAACAAUAGAUGAUUUAAAAUUUUUCCAAUCAUGUGACGCUACACAUGGAUUCUGCUAUGCAUUUGUUGUUUUCAAAGAUACAGAAUCAUUGACUAAUUCUUUACGAGGUGCUGGCAAGCCCAUUAACAAACAAACUGUUUUUGUUUUGUCCAACAAGGAAAAACCUGUAGCAGUUGGUAUGAAAAAGUGGGUUAGGCAAUAUAUCAAACGAUUUCCGAACAAAAGUUUGCUUCAGAAUAACAUUGAUAAGUACAUGGAAAAUUAUGAUACGGCUUUGCAGAAAGCUACAGAAAAGGAAGAAAAUGCUGCGGAGGAAGCUGAUGAAGAUGGUUGGGUUAAAGUGACAAGAAAAGGUAAAAAUCCUGUCAUCGCGAGAACGGAAGCGAAUCAACUUAAAGCGAAAGCCAAAGAAAAGAUGAGAAGAAAAAGAAAGGACUUGCUGAAUUCAUACUCUUAUCAAAUUAGAGAAUCAAAACGUGAAAAAAUAGCUGAACUGCGGAAAAAAUUUGAGGAAGAUAAAGAGCGUGUUCAGCAAAUGAGAGAUUCAAGGAGAUUUAGACCUUUUUAACAACUUGUGGAAGAAUGCUUGGCAAGGAUGAAAGAUCCUCAACUAAAGUGGAGUGAGAUUCUCAGCUCAACAGUCGGAAACACGUAUAUGCAAGAGCUUACUAGUUGUUAUCUCAGUAGUGAAUUUGGUCACGAUACAGUUUAGUUUACUUACUGAUAUGACCAAAAGAACUCUUAGUGAUUGUUAUCCAAUAUUUCUCAUUGCUGAUAAAUUUAAUCUUUAAUACAAAAAAUUGCGAUAUUA
Molecule: messenger RNA, 1123 nt
Organism: Styela clava
Lineage: Eukaryota; Metazoa; Chordata; Ascidiacea; Stolidobranchia; Styelidae
Product: ribosomal RNA-processing protein 7 homolog A-like
Biological process (GO): rRNA processing; ribosomal small subunit assembly
Cellular component (GO): CURI complex; UTP-C complex
Molecular function (GO): RNA binding
Source: RefSeq, a predicted model, not a curated record